Molecule: messenger RNA, 1113 nt
Organism: Rhodofomes roseus
Lineage: Eukaryota; Fungi; Basidiomycota; Agaricomycetes; Polyporales; Fomitopsidaceae
Product: NAD(P)-binding protein
Exons: 8
Coding region: 1-1113 (370 amino acids)
Biological process (GO): purine nucleobase biosynthetic process
Cellular component (GO): cytosol
Molecular function (GO): methylenetetrahydrofolate dehydrogenase (NAD+) activity; methylenetetrahydrofolate dehydrogenase (NADP+) activity
Source: RefSeq, a predicted model, not a curated record
AUGUCUGCAGAGGCCAGCGGCAAGGGUAUCCUCCUCAAGGCCGAUCCCAUCGCCAACGUCUUCCGCGACGAGAUCAAGGCGACGCUCACAACGCGUCCGCGCCCUUCAAAACUUGUCGGUAUCCUUGCAACUUCUGCGGCGCCGAGCAAGUUCUAUGCGGAGUUCACGCAGAAGCAGUGUCUCGCGCUCGGUAUCGAAUUCGUGCUGAGGCGGAUUGGGGCCGCUGCGGACCCGGCACUGGGCGAGGGAGAUGGAGUGGAGGAGGCCAUUAUUGAGGCGAAUGAGGACGAAAGCGUGGAUGGGAUCAUGGUUUAUUACCCGAUUUUUGGUGUGCAGCAGGAUCACUAUUUGCAGCAGGUCGUGUCUCCCUUCAAAGACGUUGAGGGCCUGCACUUCAAGUUCCAUUAUAAUCUGUACCACAACAUUCGAUACCUGGACCCGAAGUCCUUGAUCUCCUCAGUCCCUCCCACUACGGCACCCGAACCCGCAGUCGAGGAUCAGCCGCCACCGGGUGCGGUGAAGUCCAUUCUGCCUUGCACACCCCUGGCCGUCGUCAAGUGUCUGGAACACAUAGGCGUGUACAACAAGAUCCUCCCUUACGGCGACCGUGCUUACGGGAAGACCAUUACGGUCAUUAACCGGUCUGAGGUCGUCGGUCGCCCACUAGCAGCUCUGCUAGCAAACGAUGGUGCACGCGUUUUCUCCAUCGACAUUGACUCCAUCCAAGAAUACACCAAGCGUCCGCAACAGAGCUCCGAGUCCGACGCCCAGCGCCGCUUCCACCCACGGCACGUCGUACACCCCUGCUCCCUAUCCCCCCAAGACUGCCUCGCGCUCUCAGACGUCGUGGUCUCCGCCGUCCCGAGCGCGCAGUACAAGGUCAAAACUGCGUGGCUCAAGGACGGAUGCGUCUGCGUGAAUGUCGCGGCGGACAAAAACUUCGAGGCAGAUGUUCGCGAGAAGGCAUCGGUGUAUAUGCCGACGAUUGGCAAGGUCACGAUCAUGAUGCUGCUCAGGAACCUGUGCGUGAGCUUGCGUCGUCCAAUUGACAUCAUAGCUGACGACUUUGGUGUGCACUGUGCAGGUUGCGCCUUCAGCAAUAUGGUGAGUUGA